CUUCCACUCACCAUCAUUGCGGUUCGCCGUCACUCAACACGCAGGGCGCAAACUAUCAUAAUUUCCAUCAUAGCCUUCCCGCGGUGCUCGUGGCCCUGACAUAGGUUAUCUUUCCUCCUUUUUGAUCUGGAGAGGCGACACGUUCGCGCUCCCUAAAUAAGCUUCCAACUACAACACGCACAGGACCAGCUAAAAGCCAGAGAGCGCCUCAUGCCAUGCAGUGUGUAGCCUGCACCUGGGGUUGAUUGCCAAUUCUCGGCGCUCUUGCUUCCAUUCCACCAGCCAUGGCUUCUUCUCCUUCGGAGACCGACGACGAUGCCCUGAGAGACAGAUUCGACGGCCACACCGCCGGCGAUGACGACCAGUAUGAUGCGUCUCAGGACGGGGCUCCCAGGUAUCCGAUUCCCUCGCGCAGGCUUGCUGCUGUCGAGGUUCCCGCCGUUGUGGAAAACAUUGAUCGCGCCAUCAAAGCCUUUGGCCGACUCCCUUCACUGGCCCACACGCUGGAUUCCACGAGAACAUCAAUACCACUGUACCUGAACCCGGACAGUCCGUUUUGUCCGCCAGUCAUGUCUCAUAACGCCCGUUCACACAAUGUUGUGCUCAAGAUCACCGUCCCCAAGCGUACUGGGCGCAAGCGAAAGCGCGGCACCAAUGACCCGUGGCAGGGUGACGUUGAGCUCGCCGACGCCGAUGCUGCCGGGCCGCCCAACGGAACCCAAGGUGUCGGCUCCAUCGCCCGCCUAGAUGAGCCCAAGAAGCUCAGACGGCAGCUCGCAGACAACGUGGACACGUACCAAGUCGAAGCCGUUGGUACCAUCAAGCACACGCACCGCUUCCGAGGCCUGGCCGACUUUUACUGGGACAUGUCCAAGUCUUCUUUUGCGCGCCGAUAUACGGAGCAGGUUCUGCCCGGUGAUGGUCAGACUCGAUCUCUUGAACCUACACCUCGAACCUCAGCUGACACCUUUCACAGUGCAAAACUUGAAGAACUUCACUUUUGACCCAGGGAUGGAUCUCGGGCCAAAUGUCGACAUUCUUCCGCCGCCCAUCUUUACGCACAUGAGUCUUCCUUUCAACUACUACUAUUCACAGAAUCCAUACGUCCGCACAACUGAGGACGGCAACACAAUCAACACGACGGCCGUCAAGCAGAUCGGAUACUUUAUUAGCGCCGACGAUCCUGCCCCUACCGGACCGCAGCAGCCCCCAGAUGUGACUGAUUCGCGAACCAUGGAGAUCAUUGCCCAGCUCGAGGAGGCGUUCCAGUAUCGCCCAGUCUGGACCCGUCGUUCCUUGCUAAACCACAUGGCUGGCAAGCUGAGGAAUUGGAACGAGCUGAAAAAAUAUCUCAAUUACACGGCAUACCAAUUCAAGGGCGGUCCGUGGAGGGAUGGGGUCGUUCCAUAUGGAAUCGACCCUAGAACAGACCCCAAGUACCGAAUAUACCAGACGCUCAUGUUCAAGCUGUCCAAGAAGAAGCUACCGAGCCAGGACCAGACGUGGCAGUCGCUUCGACGGUCCCAAGGAAGUUUCAACAAAGACUACGCGGUGGACCAGGCACAGAGCCACACAUUUGACGGCGAGUCAUACCACACAGACGGUAAAGUCUGGCAGGUCUGCGACAUUAGCGACCCCCUGCUGAAGGAGCUCCUGGACAAUGCAGAAGUGCGACCGACCUGGGACAUCAACAGCGGGUGGUAUCAUGGCGGUCUGUGGGCCAAGGUUAAGGCCAUCAUGAAGACAAAGCUUGUUGCUAUCCGCUUCGGGAGACAGCUGACCCGAUCAGACUUUGCUCCAACUCUCGAGUGUGGGGAUCGGACGCCUACAAAGUCAUCGUCGACGACAUUCCAUCUGCCACUGCCCAACCUGCAGUUGACCAACGACGAGUUGAUACUCCUGCGCGGCCGAGAGCCACCCAAGAAGAAGAGCACGGGAUACAACGCUCGCUUGCGAGGUCCGGGCAGGACCCCCAGUGUGGCGGCGGAACAGACACCUGCGAGUGGACUGCCCGACGACGACGAAGAGCCAGCCGAAGGGGGGGUGCUGUCCGGGAACGAAGACGAUGACGAGGAGGAAUCGGGCAGCGACGGAGACAACGACGAAGACGAGGAGGAGAAUCUAUACCCAGCGCAAGAGGCGUACGGAUCUCAUGACGAACACGACGAGUUCUCUGAUGCCCCAGGAGAGGACGAGGAAGAUGGAUUCCCCGUUUUUGGCUGAGACGUGUUGUGCUUCGCCCAGUAGGUAAACAAGCAAAUAAGAGCGACACGAAAUGACCCCUGUGCACUUGACUCUGUCGGCGUUCUUUAAGUUGGCGCGUGGCACGAGGCGAGCAGAGGUUGGCCUGCAAGCUAGCUGUCAUGGUUCGUUGUGGCAGUGCGCUUGUUGAGAUAAACCCAGCCGCAUGGUUUGCAAGUGCGAAAUCUUGUCUACACGCCUAUUGUGCUGCCUGCGGAAUGGGAUGGUAAACAAUCAAC
Purpureocillium takamizusanense is the source of this 2480-nucleotide messenger RNA. RefSeq names its product tau 95 subunit of transcription factor TFIIIC, variant 2 (gene TFC1). Lineage: Eukaryota; Fungi; Ascomycota; Sordariomycetes; Hypocreales; Ophiocordycipitaceae. Gene Ontology annotation, biological process: transcription initiation at RNA polymerase III promoter. The record is from RefSeq and is a predicted model, not a curated record. Bases 748 to 2223 code for a protein of 491 amino acids. The transcript has 2 exons. Gene Ontology annotation, cellular component: transcription factor TFIIIC complex.